Nannospalax galili (Upper Galilee mountains blind mole rat) is the source of this 2005-nucleotide messenger RNA. It is a transcript of the gene Abhd17c, whose product is annotated as abhydrolase domain containing 17C. NCBI's taxonomy places the organism in Eukaryota, Metazoa, Chordata, Mammalia, Rodentia, Spalacidae. Bases 168 to 791 code for a protein of 207 amino acids. The transcript has 3 exons. Gene Ontology annotation, cellular component: plasma membrane; endosome membrane. The record is from RefSeq and is a predicted model, not a curated record. Gene Ontology annotation, biological process: protein depalmitoylation. Gene Ontology annotation, molecular function: palmitoyl-(protein) hydrolase activity.
CGGCCCCGGCCCCGGCCGCACAGCCGACCCCGCCGGAGGAAGGCGCGGGCCCGGGCGCGUGCAGCCUGCACCUGAGCGAGCGCGCCGACUGGCAGUACUCGCAGCGCGAGCUGGACGCCGUGGAGGUCUUCUUCUCACGCACCGCCCGCGACAACCGGCUGGGCUGCAUGUUCGUGCGCUGCGCGCCCUCCAGCCGCUACACGCUGCUCUUCUCGCACGGCAACGCGGUGGACCUGGGCCAGAUGUGCAGCUUCUACAUCGGCCUGGGCUCGCGCAUCAACUGCAACAUCUUCUCCUACGACUACUCGGGGUACGGCGUGAGCUCGGGCAAGCCCUCCGAGAAGAACCUCUACGCUGACAUCGACGCCGCGUGGCAGGCGCUGCGCACCCGGUAUGGCGUGAGUCCUGAGAACAUUAUCCUCUAUGGGCAGAGCAUCGGAACGGUCCCCACUGUGGACCUGGCUUCGCGGUACGAGUGUGCAGCUGUCAUCCUCCACUCCCCUCUGAUGUCUGGUUUGCGUGUGGCUUUUCCAGAUACCAGGAAAACAUACUGCUUUGAUGCUUUCCCCAGCAUUGACAAGAUAUCAAAAGUUACCUCUCCUGUGUUGGUCAUUCACGGUACAGAGGACGAGGUCAUCGACUUCUCCCACGGCCUGGCCAUGUAUGAGCGCUGUCCCCGUGCUGUGGAGCCCCUGUGGGUUGAGGGAGCCGGGCACAAUGACAUAGAGCUCUAUGCACAGUACCUAGAAAGACUAAAACAGUUCAUAUCUCACGAGCUUCCCAACUCUUGAAGAAGGUGGUUUGAUCUUACCUCAUCUACUGUGAACGGAGGAGAUCUUGUUUGCACAUGCUUUAACUGGAUUUAACUGUAACUCCCGAUAACCACUGAGAAGGGCCCAACCCUUCUGGUUUACUCCUUAAAGAGCUAACAAAAUCUGUCUUUUGUACCUAAUUCCCACCCUCCUGUUAGACUGAGCAGCUGGAUUCCCACCUGCAUGGUCUUGCAGGAGUGGAAGGAGACCUGACUGUGGGACUCACGUAUGCUCACAUCUGUCUCGCCCUCGCUGUCACCUCUGAUUCACGCAGCAGUGCAGGAUCAGCCUCUCACCCAUGUGCUUAGUGUUUGACCUGCAGCAGCUCAGCCGCUGGCAUCAUGGGUGAAGUCCAUUUGUGAAGCUAUGGUAGUGUAACUGGAAAACUGUUGUGAAAAUUCAUUGAUUUUUGUUAACAUGCCAAUCUUUCCCCACACAAACGAGUUGAAGAGUAAUUUACUGGAACUAUCAGCAAACAGCUUCAUCAACUUAACCAUAUCAGAAUAACUGGAAUAUUCUUAAACAACAGGACACUGGGGUUUUUUAAGUGUAAAUUUAUUACUAGCCAACAGAGUUUUAAUAUUUUAAUUGUCUGGUUGGUCUAAUGAAACCUGGCCGACAUCCCUUCUGUAAAGUCCUCGUCGGCUUUUUUAAAGUCCUGUACAUAUUUGCAAUGAUAUUGUGCACAGAUUCUUAAUGGGUAGUUUUCUCUCAUCAGGCUACAACAACAGACUGCAAAUUUCUUGUUUGUAUUGUAAAUGAUUGAAUACAUUUUGUUAAUAUGUUUUUAUUCCUAUGUUUUGCUAUUAAAAAUUUUAUAACAUUUCCAAGACAAAAAUUCCAAGUUUAUGCUUUGAAGAAUUUAGGUAAUUAAAAUUUCCCUAAACUAAUCUUUUAGUUUAGGAGUUGUUUGGGUUUUGACACUGGAGUUGCACCAGAUAAGCAUCAAAAAUGUUAAGAUGCUCUAAGUUGCUACACUACUUGUAUUGGUUGGGGAAUUGGGUUUGGGGUUCUUUGAUCUUAUUUCAGUUGUUUUUUGUUUGUUUGUUUGUUUUUUCCAAAUUUAAAGGCCUUAAAUGUACUGUAAGCCUCAGAUUGUUGUACAGCUGAAUUGCGUUGGUUGCCAGUUUGUGUGCUGUUGCCUGGAUGCGGCACGGUGGUUGGUAAUGGAAUAAAGGACGCAUGGAUCAGAA